CACAGUACUGCUACUGGACCAGCUCCUCCUACAGGUACAAAUAAGCCAUUGAUAGGAGUUCCUCCACACUCUCCUAUUGCAUUAAUGGAUAUACCAGAUGAUAUGCCAAGAGCAAUAUUAUUUGAAUUGAUAAAGUUUCAUGAGUUAUUGAUCAAAGGGCAACUGGAGGAGUCUCUACGACUGCUUGAUGCUGAUACUAUAAGAAAGAUUAGAAAUGCUGCUAGUGAUCGUGAAGGAAUAUCUCUUCUUAUAAGAGCAUUGGAAGAACAUCCAACUCUGCUACAUGAAAUGAAAGUAGCUAAUGAUGAAAGAAUAAAAGCACUCAAACUACACCCAUUGACCCCACCAACCCAAAUCCCAUUACGAUCAGCACCAAAAAGGCCACGACCACUUUCACUAAAUGCACUACCUCCACCAAUACCUCAACGUCAAUCAUCAAUAGCCACACCUCUGCAAGAUAAGGAGGGCAAGAAAGAUCAAUCAUCAUUCAAACCAAUGGAAGGAUCAAUGUCACCAGAAUACAUUACAAUGAAAGAGAUGUUAGCUGAUCUUGUUGACCUGUUGGCAGCAAAUGUUCCAGUUAUUUCUCAAUUAAAUAAUCAUCUCUUUUCAUCUGAUCUCAUUCCUAAAGCAGUACAUGUUACUGUUGAAAGUACUGGACUCACUCCUUAUGAUAGAGCCAAUAAAAUAUUCUCUUCAGUACUAGCAACACUUGAGUGUCAUCCCAAUCCUAACAGUGUGUUCUCUUCUCUCAUUACAUCACUACAGAAAGUAGGACUAAAGAACAUGGCAUAUAAGCUUUUGAAAAAUUUAAAAAUGAAAGGUGGUCAUGUUGAUCCUAAUCUAGAGCAGCAGCCAUCAGUCAGUAAGGGGCCACUUCAACCAGUGGAUGUCACUGCACAAUCUCACACACCACAACCAACAAUCACUGGAUCACAAUCGUCUACUCCUACUACUGUCAUUGAGCUCAGUUCAAAGAGUGAAAUUGUCACCAUUAUCAAAUAUCUUCAUUCUCGUUUUGUAUCUCUCAAUGUUAAAAUGAGAGGUCAAAUUGUGAAAAUUGUGCAAAAAGGUGAAGAUGAGCUCAUAAAUAUAGCUAGGAGUGCAGCUGCUUAUUUAAGCAUUGAAGUAUCAAGUUUAAAAUAUGGCAAUGUUGAUGAAUUAUUUGAUUCUCUUAAGCCUCAUUAUGAUUUCCUUAAUUGUGAUGGUGUGCUUAAACACUUGAUAGACACUUAUCUUUCAAAUGCACAAACUGAACUAACUCAAUACAUUGAUAGUGUUGAUAACUCUUAGAAUCAUCACAAUUGAAGCACAUACGAUCAACAAUCAAAGAGAAACUGUUAGCAUUACCAGCAGUAGCCUCACCAACCACUAGCGAUCAAACAAGACCAGUCAUUAUUAAACUGAUUGAUAGAUGGGACGAAAUGACAAUACGUAGCCUCAUCAAAGUCUUGACGUACUACAUCAAAGUGACAUCAGAUCUUUUUGUUAAUGUUAGUUAUGAAGAUGGUUUAAUGCUAAUAACUCAUGGU
Molecule: messenger RNA, 1532 nt
Organism: Amphimedon queenslandica
Lineage: Eukaryota; Metazoa; Porifera; Demospongiae; Haplosclerida; Niphatidae
Exons: 4
Coding region: 85-1293 (402 amino acids)
Source: RefSeq, a predicted model, not a curated record